AUGGUUAAUAAGACCAAACAUUUAUCGAAUAGUAUUCUUCCCAAUAAUAAUAACAACAAUAACCAUGGAAAUAAUCAUGGAAGUGGUCAAGAAGAACCACCAUCACUACAUCCCAUCUCAUGUAAUCGGUGCCGAUCUAGACACACCAAAUGUGAUAAACUACUUCCAACAUGUUCAUAUUGCAUGGAGAAUAACCUUCCAUGCAUUUACGAAACUCCCAAAAAGUUGAGGAAAAACUACAUGGCAGAAUUUGUUGAUUUGAAUCAGAAUGUAGUUUCUUCUGCAUUGACUCACUUGCAAAAUCCCCAAUCGAAAUAUAAGGUCUACAAAUUCAGUGUAGGAGAAAAGAAAAAGAAGAAGAGGAGAGAAAGACCAAGUAGAAAUGAACAUCUUCAACAACAUGUUGUUGCAUCUUCAAAUUCCACUUUGGAAAAUAUGGAUAGUAAUAGUCCUGCUAGGAUCAAAUGCACAAUCUAUUAA
This is a messenger RNA of Naegleria gruberi, 480 nucleotides long. RefSeq lists its product as uncharacterized. The coding region runs from base 1 to 480 and encodes 159 amino acids. Gene Ontology annotation, biological process: regulation of DNA-templated transcription. The transcript has a single exon. Gene Ontology annotation, molecular function: DNA-binding transcription factor activity, RNA polymerase II-specific; zinc ion binding. Lineage: Eukaryota; Heterolobosea; Eutetramitea; Acrasida; Naegleriidae. The record is from RefSeq and is a predicted model, not a curated record.